CAGCUCCCAGCAGGCGGGGCUGGCUGUGGGGAGGUUCCCUGGGCGGGGUUAGAGGAGACUGAGGAGGAGAGUCCGGCUUUUCCUGCUGCUCCGCUUCCUCCUCUCAACCCGGAGCUCUCCGGCCGUUCCUCUCGACUUUCACAAUGGAUGAGACUUCAGAUGAACCUCCCACUUCUGCUGUCAUUUUAGACAGCGGCUGCUUCUCCCAAGUCAUCUUUAACAACGUGGAGAAAUGUUAUGCUCCUGGAGGGGAUGUAACCUGUCACUAUACUCUCACUCACAACAUUGUUCCUCGUGGGAAGGACUGGGUGGGCAUCUUCCGGGUGGGAUGGAAAACCACCCGAGAAUAUUACACGUUCAUGUGGGCUCCUCAGCCCAGUGAUGUCCAUGGCAAUACUGCUGUGCAGCAACAGAUCCAGUUCAAAGCUUACUACCUGCCCAAAGAUGAUGAAUACUACCAGUUCUGCUACAUUGACCAGGAUGGUAUGAUCCGUGGAGCCAGUGUGCCAUUCCAGUUCAGAGCAGAGACUGAGGAUGAUAUUCUGGUGGUUACCACACAGGGAGAAGUGGAAGAGAUUGAACAGCAAAACAAAAAUUUGCUUAAAGAAAACGAGGAGCUGCAAGCCAACUGUGCAAGUCUCCAGAAACAAAACACAGAUCUGCAGGAGGACCUCAAGAAGACACAGGAGCUACAAAAUGUUUUGGAGUUUCUUAGGAGCAGCACGGAAAAAAUGGAGCUGGAGCUGAAUUCCCUGAAAGAGGAAAAUAAACACCUGAAGGAGCUGAAUGAGUGCAGAGAGGCAGAACUGCACCAAUUCAAAGAGCAAAUUCAGAAUGUAACAUCUGAAAAGGAACAUCUGGAAACCAGACUGAAAACGGCCCUGGAUCAUGUUGAUCAGCUGCAGUCUCAGCUUCUGAGUUAUGAGAAGGAAAUUGAAGACCUGGUUCGUUCGGACCAAGACAAGACUAAGCAAUGUGAAAGUUUAAAGGAAGAGAAUAACCAGUUAUGCAUGACUAUAACUCAAAAGGAAGAGCAAAAGAAAGAACUUCAACAUUGCCUGGAGCACUUGAAGGGAACAGAGGCCGACCUGACACUUCGUCUGCAGAACGAACAGAAACAAAACAAUGACUUAAUGAAAGAGCUUGAGGAGCAGAGGUGUUUGUUUCAGACUUUGCAAGCAAAAAAGAAAAAAUCUGAUGAGGAAAAUCAGAAACUAAGGAAAGAGAAUGAUUCCCUCCUGAGGUGUCUCUCUCAGCCUAGAGAUGUUUCACCCUCCUCUGUUGUUUCACAAGCCCAAGCUUUUGCUCCAGCUCCUGAAAACUUUGUAUUUGGAAAUCCAUAUCAUGAUGCAGGAGCAAACUGGAAGGCAAGAGCCAGAGGAAUAGAUUCUAUCAGGAAAUGCCCCAUAUGCAAUGACGUUUUUCCUGAUGAUAUUGAAGCAAGAGACUACGAGGCCCAUGUGCAGAGCCAUCUUCUGGAGUGCCCAGUCUGCAAUGAAGCCUUUGAAAAGUCCAAUCAGCAGGUGUUUGAUGACCAUAUGUUGUGUCAUAGCCUGGAACGAUUCUGAAUCUGUUCUGUAGAUUGGGUGGCAGAGGCUGCAGCUUAGAAUAGACCAAAGUUAUUCUUCUAUAGAGACUUGAUCUAUGCCAGUAAGAAAUUGUCAUCCCUUUAAGUCCUCUGUCUUGGAUCAAUUGACUGUGCUUGCUAAAUGAGUUACAAAUCCUGUAAUUAAUAACUAUUAAUCCAGGUAGGGCCAAAUAAUAGAUGUAGUACAGUGGUUUUCUGUACUUGGCUGACACAGCUCUAUUAUAAUGGUUUUAACAUUCAGUAGAGCACUGUGAUUGCUAACCAAAGAGCAGAAGCAUUGCAUAGUCUUUUAGGACCACACCUUCAGUCUGGUUCAGCUUCUGGAAUACAGCAUUAAAUACUAAUAAAUACAAAAGUCUAAAUAAGAAUAGAUUUUCCUUUCUUCUUUUGCCUUUAGUCAUAAAAAAGUGAAAUAUAUAUUUAUAAAGGAACUACUUAUUUGCAGAUCUGAAGGUCUAGGGUUCUUACAGCAGAGUAGGCAGUAUAGUUUAGUGUGGAACGAGGUGCAUAGGAAAGCAUGUAGCUGAGUUGUCAUAGCAGUGCUGAGGAUAAAUGGCCUCUCAGUCUUGAAACUGGGUAUCCUCAUUUAAAGUAAGCGAUGAAAACCUUCAUGAUUUAAAAUGAAGAGCCUGUUCUCAAACCAAAACAUUGUGAUUGAAAACUGUUAAGUGCCUUGGGACAUUACAGUGCUCUGUGGAUGGAUUAUCCAGUUACUACUUUUAUUUCUGCUUUGGGAUUUUCAAGUUAUGAUUAACAGUUCUUUUGUCUAUGCACAUACAAAUGGGUGAAGUUUUAUUGUCCAGCUGUAUUAGAUGUUGCCUGCUGAAUAUCUGAAGCAAGAGAAAAUCAUAAGAAGUUUACACAGAGAUUUGAGACUGUUAAAGAGUAACAAAGACUUUAAAAUAUUUUGAUUAUACACAUUUAUUUUUUUUUUAAUCUGGGUUUAAAUGGAGUGUUUCUGCCUUUAAGAUGUACUAUACUGGUAAGCAUUAUUUAAAAGAUCUGUAACAGAAAAUAAGAGCAGACAAAAUAAAAGCUGCACUGAGAAAGUGAAAAAGAUGUCAACUUCUUUAAAUAAAUUGGAGGAAUUGUUGGUGUCUUAAUGGAGCUAUUUGCAAGCCUUCAAUUACUUUCUGAAGCUUUUCUCUAACAAAGUACUUAAGCACAUUUCUGAAUAACUUUUAGUAUACAACAUAAUAUCUCAAGGGUUAGCAGGAAUAUUGCUGUCUAAUGGCAUAUAUUUAACUGGCUGACCUUCACUGGCUUCUCUCAGCAUGGGAAUAUAUCAAGAAAGCCAAAGGACAGGAUGUUAUUUGUUACUAUAAUGCAUAUCAAUGUGCCUGGCAUAUCUUUACCCCAAUUUUGGCAGUCAAAUAUUCUGUCAUCCUGAGGCUAAUUUUUAACUUAGUACCUGUUUUCUUAGGAAAUAUCCCAUUGCUUUUCAAGAAUGCUCCCACCCCAAAGCUUUUCCACGCAGCCUCAUUUGAAAUUACAUUUUUCAUUCUUUUCUUGUUUUACACCUCGACAGAAGCAGAUCAAACGCAGUUAUUAAAACUCCACUAGUUCACUCAAUUAACACUUAACAGACCUGCUCAUUUUCUACACUGUUGUUCAUGCUUUCUUUAGCAGCUCAAAUCCUAAAGCCUAAACCCUGUCGUUUGUGGUUAGUUAUGUUACAUUACUAGCUAUAUCCCUGAGCUACCAGUGUUGAUAUUGCUUCCAUCCCUUGUAAUCUGGUGCCUACCAUUUUCUGCUUGCCAGCUCCUACCAUCUCCACAAAGCCUCACAGCCUGUUUUGAGCCCUAGGACACAGACAGCAAGCAGGUGGCCGGCAGAGGGGGUCAGACUGCAGUAAAUCUCAUGAGGAUGCUGCAUUUGAAAGCAUUUUAAGGUAUGCCAUUUGUUUUCUGUAAUAAUGAUCCAGAUUCCAGACUUCCAAGACACAUAAAUACUUCUGCCUGAUGCAUCCUGAGCAGCCGGGGACCAAUUUACCUCCAAGUACAAGCUAUGCUGUAUUUUCUAAGCAAAUUUUCAUUUUACAUGUAAUUUACAGCUGUAUUUAUGUUACUGAUGAAUUUAACAUUUGGAAUUGCAGUAUGUUUCAACCGUAUCUCAAUUGUAUGGUUUAAAACAGAAAUAGCUGAAAUGGUUGUUAAUUAGAUCUAAUUAUACUUUGGAUGAGAUCCCAUUUACAUUGAUAUGUAUUGCAUAAGGACCUUGAAAUAAAUUGUCAAAAGUGGCA
Messenger RNA from Coturnix japonica (Japanese quail), 3830 nucleotides. It is a transcript of the gene CALCOCO2, whose product is annotated as calcium binding and coiled-coil domain 2. Gene Ontology annotation, cellular component: autophagosome; PML body. Gene Ontology annotation, biological process: positive regulation of autophagosome maturation; xenophagy. Lineage: Eukaryota; Metazoa; Chordata; Aves; Galliformes; Phasianidae. The record is from RefSeq and is a predicted model, not a curated record.